AUGUUUCUGAAGGGCCCGACGGAGAGUCGUUCUCCAAAUUCUGGUUUGGAUUCUUCAGUGUCAUCCCAGCCGCCACCACCUGCAGGACGACCGCUGAAUAGAGUUGAUUCACGAUCAGCUUUUCCAACGCAAUCACCGAGACCACUUGUAUCUCAGUCUCAAGUUAGACCUCAAUUUCAACCUGGAGGGCCUGUAACACCACCAUCACAAUUCGCGCCGAGAGUAGGAGCUCCACCACCUCGAGGUCCACCUCCAGGUCCGCCAGGUGCUCAACAAAUUCGACCUAAUCCUGCUACACUGCGGCCUUUGGGACCCCAGUCUAUUGCGCCUAAUCAGGGUUUUAGGCCGGCACAAAUACCACCAAACCAACCCAUACAACGAACCCCUCCACCAACCAAUCUACAGUUUGGUCCGAGACAGCCUACAGCUGGUACAGUUCUAACACCCGACGGCAUCAAGACUCUACAGCCAAACGGAACCAAUAAAAACGGAGCCGGACCUGUUCCAAGGCAGUCAUCUCAGGGCUCUUUAAAGGGCUUUGACUCAUCUAAUUCUCAUCAAACGAAACCAGUCAACCUGGAUACUCAAAGUGUUGCAGGUGAUAACCACAAUGAUACUAAAUCUGAAAAUGGAAUGGAAGGACCAGGAGUGGCUAAAGGCAGAAGCUAUAGUAUUGCAGCUGCUCCAGGAGCUCCAAGUCCAUUAAAAAUUGACGAUGAUCGUCGUAAAUCUGUCAGCGCUAUAGGGAGCAAAAUUGAUGAUUUCACUAGCCGCAGUCCUGGCUUGUCUUUAAUACAAGAAAGUAAAAUAAACAGCAAUGAAAGUAUCCGCGAAUCAAAAGAAAGUAUCAGGUCAGAAAAAUCAAACGAAGGUGGAAAAGAUGCUCCCGAUCGUCCAGAAUCACGUUUAUCGAGUUCAAAAAUGACAGAAUCUUUUAUAGAUGUCCUUCCAAGUGCAGCCCCAAUUCUAAAAAAGAAAUUAGAUGACAAUGACGAUGUAGUUUCCCACAAUAAUUUGUCAUCAGGAAAAGUUGUCAACGAUGCUCCGAAACUGAAGGAAGAUUUAUCCGAUCGGUCACCAUCUCUAACUCGGAGUGAUGAUUCUCCCGAACCUAAACUGAAACAAUCACCAAGUUCUGCAAUAUCCAACAAACCUAUUGGCGUAACUUCUGAAACUCAACAACCUAAAACUCCUAAGUUUGAGCAAAAAUUUGAUACAGGACUAGAUAACCGUAAGGAAACGAAUCCUACUGUAACACCGAAUAAAAUACUUACUUCGAAGUCUCCGGUAGUGGAUGCUAAGCCACCCACUCCGGUGCAGAAAAAACCAAAUGAAUUGAACACAGCUAUAGCUUCUUCAGAUGUGAAGAAAAGUACACCGCGAAAAACUGCAUCUGCCCCUAAAUCACGUCCUAAAGAUGGUGAUAAUGAUAGUGGUGUUGAUGAGUCUACCCAAGGCAAUGAUGUUAACGGGUCUCCUGGGUCACCAAAUAAGAAGAUUCCUAGUAAAUUACCUAUGAAGGAAAAAUCGAACAAUAGCAUAAAAACAAGCUUGUCAAGAUCAUCGAGCAAAAGUGCUACAGCGAAGACUCCUGAAAAUCCACCAUCAGCUGAAAAGAAAAAGGUGCCGAUGAAUAAAAUUCAAGUCGGUAAUGCCCCCUCACCUAAUAUUAAAACUGUGAAAUCAAAAAUUGGAUCAUUGGAUAAUGCAACUUACAAACCUGGCGGCGGGAAAGUUAAGAUCGAGAACAGGAAAAUAGAAUUUGGAAACGUCACUCCUAAAAUUGCUGCCAAAAAUGAUGCUUAUACUCCAGGCGGUAGUGCUAAAAAGAUUAUAACUACAAAAUUAGAGUGGAAUGCCAAGUCAAAGAUCGGGUCUCUUCAAAAUGCUGCCUACAAGCCAGGAGGUGGUGAUAAGAAAAUAGAAACAGUAAAAUUGGCCUUCAAAGAAAAAGCAAAACCGAAAGUUGCUUCAACAGUAAACAUCACACAUAAGCCUGGAGGAGGAGGUGUUAAGAUCGAAAACCAAAAAUUGGAUUUCAAAGCACAAAGUAAAGUGGGGUCAAUGGAUAACGUAAAACAUAAACCUGGAGGUGGUGACAUCAAAAUUUUUGACGAUAAAGAGUACAUCAAGCAGCUGAGCGGACAGUCCCCGGUGCCCGAUAAUCACGGCCACUCACGGCAGGAGAGCCCAGCACCACCGGCAACGGAAGCUCCAAAGUCGGAUGAGAAUUUGAAUCAGCAGCAAUGUUAA
Messenger RNA from Arctia plantaginis, 2253 nucleotides. The record is from the annotation of a GenBank genome assembly. NCBI's taxonomy places the organism in Eukaryota, Metazoa, Arthropoda, Insecta, Lepidoptera, Erebidae.